CCGGCGCGCCGCGCUGCGCCGCCCGCCGCUCGGGGAGUCCCGGUAGCACCGCGAACCGGCGCGAUGGGCAAGAAGGGCAAGAAGGAGAAGAAGGGCCGCGGGGCCGAGAAGACCGCCGCCAAAAUGGAGAAGAAGGUGUCGAAGCGCUCGCGGAAGGAGGAGGAAGACCUCGAAGCUCUGAUCGCCCAUUUCCAGACACUGGAUGCCGCAAAGACUCAGAUCGUGGAGACCCCGUGCCCCCCGCCUUCACCAAGGUUACACGCCUCCCUCUCCGCUCAUCCCGAGAAAGACGAGUUAAUCCUUUUCGGAGGUGAAUAUUUCAAUGGCCAAAAAACGUUUAUGUAUAAUGACCUGUACACCUACAACAUCAGGAAGGACGCCUGGACCCGAGUGGACAUCCCCAACCCACCUCCAAGACGCUGUGCGCACCAGGCGGUGGUGCUUCCUCAGGGCGGAGGACAGCUGUGGGCAUUUGGAGGGGAGUUUGCUUCUCCCGACGGAGAGCGGUUCUACCACUACAAGGAUCUCUGGGUGCUGCACUUAGCCACCAAGACCUGGGAGCAAGUGAGAGCAUCGGGAGGCCCUUCGGGCCGGAGCGGACAUCGGAUGGUGGCCUGGAAGAGACAGUUAGUCCUCUUUGGUGGCUUCCAUGAGAGUACAAGAGAUUACAUCUACUACAAUGACGUGUAUUUCUUUAACCUGGACACGUUCACGUGGAGCAGACUGUCCCCAUCGGGGGCUGGGCCCACACCUCGAUCGGGCUGCCAGAUGUCCGUCACCCCUCAGGGCAGCAUUGUCAUCUACGGGGGCUACUCGAAACAGAGAGUCAAGAAGGAUGUGGACAGAGGCACCCAGCAUUCAGAUAUGUUCCUGUUGCAGCCCGAGGAUGGAAGAGAAGGCAAGUGGACGUGGACCCGGAUUAAUCCUGCGGGGGCCAAGCCCACUCCGAGGUCUGGCUUCGCGGUGGCCGUGACCCCAAACCAUCAGACGCUGCUCUUUGGGGGCGUCUGUGACAGGGAGGAGGAGGAGAGCCUGGAGGGGGACUUCCUCAAUGACCUGCACUUCUAUGACGCCACCAAGAACCGCUGGUUUGCAGCGCAGCUGAAGGGACCCAAGUCAGAGAAGAGGAGACGUAGGCGGGGCAAAACCACAGAGCCCGAAAGUGCUGACAAGCAGGAGUGUGCGGGGGCUGGAGCCCAGGGGCCCCUGGAGGUGGUCAGAGAGGUGGUCACAGAGGAUGGGACUGUGGUCACCAUCAGACAGACGUUGGCUGCCCCGGGCUCGGCUGGACGGCCGCCGUCCGAUGAGGAGGACAGCCCCGACAACGCCAGUGGCCCCGUGGUGGGGCCGAGCCCCCGCUCGAACGCCAUGCUGGCCGUGAAGCACGGGCGGCUCUACCUCUACGGGGGCAUGUUUGAGGCAGGUGACCGCCAGGUCACGCUUGGUGACCUGUACUGCCUGGACCUGCACAAGAUGCAGGAGUGGACGGCUUUGGUGGAGAUGGAUCCAGGAGCUCAGGAGUGGCUGGAGGACACAGACUCUGAAGAGGACAGCAGUGAGGGCGACAGUGCCGAGGGCGGGGACGAGGACGAGGACAGCGGCGAGAGCGGUGCGGAGGCUGGGGUUGGGGUCAGAAGUUGGGCCUUGAAGUCCCAGCGGGCACCUUUCUUCAUCUUCAACAUCCCCUACAGCGAGAAUGCGGUACCGCUGGUCUGUAGAGACACGGCCGGCUCCUCUUCAUUCCCCGCGGCAGGCCGUCCCCGUCACUGCCGGGACGCUGACAGACGAGAGUGGCUCUGCCCACCUGUGGCAGAGCGGGACCUGGCCCGGAAGGUGUUUGUGGAAGGGUGA
Messenger RNA from Lontra canadensis (Northern American river otter), 1851 nucleotides. It is a transcript of the gene KLHDC4, whose product is annotated as kelch domain containing 4. The transcript is spliced from 12 exons. The coding region runs from base 64 to 1851 and encodes 595 amino acids. Lineage: Eukaryota; Metazoa; Chordata; Mammalia; Carnivora; Mustelidae. Gene Ontology annotation, molecular function: protein binding. The record is from RefSeq and is a predicted model, not a curated record.